CGCGGUCAUCCCGGCUAUAAGCGCGCGACCUCGGGCGCCGCGCUCCGUCCCGGCCCGGCCGCCGCCGCCAUGCAGACCCCCGGCUUCGCGCUGCUGGCCCUCGGCCUGCUGGCCGCGUCGUCCUCGGCGCUCAUCAGAAUCCCCCUGCAUAAGUUCACCUCGAUCCGCCGCACCAUGACCGAGGCGGGAGGCCCCGUGGAAGACCUCAUCUCUCGGAGUCCCAUCACCAAGUACUCGCUGCAGCCCCCCGGGGAGGUCAAGGAGACCAAGGGCCCGGUGCCCGAGAUACUCAAGAACUACAUGGACGCCCAGUACUACGGUGAGAUCGGCAUUGGGACCCCCCCACAGUGCUUCACCGUCGUGUUCGACACCGGCUCCUCCAACCUGUGGGUCCCCUCUGUCCACUGCCGCCUGCUGGACAUCGCCUGCUGGGUUCAUCACAAGUACAAAAGCGACAAGUCCAGCACCUACGUGAAGAACGGCACAGACUUCAGCAUCCACUACGGCUCGGGCAGCCUCUCGGGGUACCUGAGCCAGGACACCGUGUCGGUCCCCUGCAAGUCGCCCAGCGCCGGCGGCAUCCACGUGGAGAAUCAGAUCUUCGGGGAAGCCACCAGCCAGCCUGGCAUCACCUUCAUCGCGGCCAGGUUCGAUGGCAUCCUGGGCAUGGCUUACCCCCUCAUCUCCGUCAAAAACGUGCUGCCCGUCUUCGACAACCUGAUGAAACAGAAACUGGUUGACAAGAACAUCUUCUCCUUCUACCUGAACAGGAACCCCAGCGGGCAGCCCGGAGGGGAGCUGAUGCUGGGAGGCACGGACUCCAAGUACUACCAGGGCGAGUUGUCCUACCUGAACGUCACGCGCAAGGCCUACUGGCAGGUGCACAUGGACCAGUUGUCCGUGGGCAAGGAGCUGACCCUGUGCAAGGAGGGCUGCGAGGCCAUCGUGGACACGGGCACCUCCCUCCUGGUGGGCCCCGUGGAGGAGGUGAAGGAGCUGCAGAAGGCCAUUGGCGCGGUGCCUCUCAUCCAGGGCGAGUACAUCGUCCCCUGUGAGAAGGUGUCCAGUCUGCCCUCCGUCACCCUGAAGCUCGGAGGCCGAGACUACACGCUGUCUGCGGAUGACUACAUUCUCAAGGUGUCCCAGGCCGGCAAGAGCAUCUGCCUGAGCGGCUUCAUGGGCAUGGACAUCCCCCCGCCCAGCGGGCCGCUCUGGAUCCUGGGGGACGUCUUCAUCGGCCGCUACUACACGGUGUUCGACCGCGACCACAACAGGGUGGGCUUCGCCAAGGCCGCCGAUAACUAGCCGGCGGGGCCCGAGUCCCGCGGGAGGGGCCGGCCAGACGCGGCCACCCCCUCCCGCUCACACACACACACACUCACACACACACACUGCCUGCUGCCCGGCCCGGGCGCAGGGCCGAGCUGGCCUCCUGCUCCCGUUCUGGGGUUCGCCCUCCUGAGCCUCAGAAACGCCGCCGUCUGCCUGCUCGUCCGUCUGUGGGCGACAGGGCGGAGGCCGGUCCGGCACCCCAUCCACUUCUCUCUGCCUUAGAAGACUCAGCCCGGGCGGGGCCGCUGCUGGGUCCCAGCCUCCCGGGACCCUCCCGUGCCCCGCCCUGCCUCCCUCGCUGCCUGGACCCCUCGGCGGCCUCCCCGCCCGGUGGGGGGAGGGGGCGGUCCUCAGGAACCUGCCCGGGGCCCUCCCGCCCGGCCGGGGCCAGCGGCCUGGACCCUGCGUCCCACCCCACCCGUCCAGGGGUCCUGGCCACGGAGCCCCAAGUUGAGCAGAAGGGAGCGAGGGGACAGAGCGGGCCCGUGGGGUCACGCGGGCGACCCCACCCCGGAAGGCGCUUGGGCCUGUGGCCGGGGCUGGCCGCGGGCCUGUCCGGCUCGCUUCUGUGGCUGCGCACCAGCGACCACGAACCAAAGCCCGUGGGGCAAAUACACUUGUUCAGGCCUG
This is a messenger RNA of Perognathus longimembris pacificus (Pacific pocket mouse), 1962 nucleotides long. RefSeq names its product cathepsin D (gene Ctsd). Lineage: Eukaryota; Metazoa; Chordata; Mammalia; Rodentia; Heteromyidae. The record is from RefSeq and is a predicted model, not a curated record. Gene Ontology annotation, cellular component: lysosome. The transcript is spliced from 9 exons. Gene Ontology annotation, biological process: proteolysis. Bases 70 to 1305 code for a protein of 411 amino acids. Gene Ontology annotation, molecular function: aspartic-type endopeptidase activity.